ACGAGCAACGGUCGGAUCAACUUCGAGGAAGAGACAACGAUCGCGCGUUCGCUAAUAUUCAGCUACAAACUAACAUAUUUAUAUCACUUUGAGCUAUAUUCGUGAGUAAUCGUCUCGUUAUACGUUUUUAAGAGGGACUAUUUUGUUCUAACGUUGGCUUUAUAGCGUUUACGUCGACGUUAUCGGAACAAAGGCUUCAAUCUAAAGUCGGCCUGCUUGUGGCAGAAAAUACAACAAUGACCAAAGGAGAAGACUCUCACUCGGAGAUUGCCCACGUUCGUCAGAGUGACGGCAUCAAUGUCAUCUUUGACCAGAAAAGCCCCGCUGGCUCCCGUUCACGGUCCAAAAGCAGCGGCGGCAGCGGACGCUGCUCUGGCCGCCACAGGGGGCGCAACGGCCACAAGGGAGGUCACCGGUCUCAUUCGUCUUCGUCCAGAAGCCGGUCCUCCUCUCGCCGCCGGUCCCGCUCUCACCCGCGCUGCCACAGACCUUCCUCCCGCUGUCGCUGUGAUAACCAUCGCAGGCACGGCCGUGGCUGCGGAUCCCCACCGCGGCGCCACAGGGCCCAUCACGGCUCACCCUCAGCCUCCAGGCACCGACGCAACAGGUCCCGCUCCAAGCCAUCCAGCCGGAGGAGCCGGCACAGGACUGCCGUGAGCAGGUUUUCCCAGUCCCCGCCCAGGAACCACAGAAGCAGCUCAGGGUCCGGAUCGUCAGAGCAUUCUGUCAACUUGAGUUGUGAUGAUAAAGGAAAACACAUCAAGGCUGCGAAGGCCAAUGCUACCACCACCGUCGUAGUAGUGGAGAAGCUCGAACUUCCUGAGAUUGUGAAACCAAUCCUGUCUGAGCCGGCGGAGGAGUCCAAACAGGUUUUGCCAGAGACAAGAUGGGUGAGACAAGACCCUGAAAAGACUCUGUCAGAGAGCGAUGAGGAGUCUGAUGAUAUGUUCAGCCCAAGGACGUCCCCAAAAAGGAAAACCAUCUCUUUCAGCAUUAAUAACUCCAUGGUAAAACCAACAGCGGCAGCUCCAUCCGGUGCUAAGGUAACUUCCAGAAUGGACAGCUAUGAAAGCAGGAAGCCGUAUGGCCACUGGAAGCCAGUCAAAUCAGGCCACGCCUCCAGGGCACGCAAACACGCGCUCGCCGGGUCACCCUAGUGUGGCAGAGUACAUGGACGCUGUGAAUACUAUAAAUACUUUGUACAUAUGUUUGACCAUUUCAUGGCAGGAGCUUUAUUGCAGAUGAAAAAGUUAUGUGAGAAGAUGUGAAGAAUUCGAUCAGGUGGGAUUAUUUGGUUUGUUUUUCCCUUUUGUUGUAUAUUGUGCUUCAAUAAAGAUAUUUAUUUGAUAAAAA
Molecule: messenger RNA, 1353 nt
Organism: Anarrhichthys ocellatus (wolf-eel)
Lineage: Eukaryota; Metazoa; Chordata; Actinopteri; Perciformes; Anarhichadidae
Gene: rsrp1
Product: arginine/serine-rich protein 1
Exons: 5
Coding region: 237-1157 (306 amino acids)
Source: RefSeq, a predicted model, not a curated record